AGGUUUAGGUUAAGUGUCUUUUUCUUUUGCAGAUGCAUAAUGAAAGCAUAUAAAUAUAUUAUAAUAUUUUAACAAAAAAUAUUUUCCAUCUCUAAGAAAAGAUUUCGAUACAUAUAUAUAUCCACCGAUUGGUUUUUAGCCAAUUGUUAAUCGACCGUCGUCACGAGCAGUAAUCGUUUAAAUCAGUGGAAAAGUUUUAAACAUCUGAAAGUGCAAAGUGUGCCAAAAAGGGAAAAGUUUUACUGAAUAAAAACCCUGUUCUGCUUUUUCUAACGCCACAAAUACUAAACAGGGAAAAUGAGUUCUAAAUCGUAUUUUGAGAAUUCGCACGAUGAAAGUGAAGGUGGAAAACUGUCCAGAAAAAUAAAGGAUUCGCCAUUCAUGAUUAUUGGUUUGGCUGGUUUCGUAGCGGCUGGCAUUAUUGGUGCUUAUAAAUAUAAGAACCGGGGCACAAUGAGCACCAGCGUUUUCUUAAUGCAACUUCGUGUUGCGGCGCAGGGAACCGUUGUCGGUGCGCUGACGUUGGGUCUCGGCUAUAGCAUGGCCAACGAAUAUUUAUUUAACAAAACACCCAAAGACAAUACAAAACAGUCUCAAUAAAAAUAAAACAACUCUUUUUACAUAUAUGUACAUGUAUUCACAAUGGCAAGCAAAAUGUGUGCAUCAAGGAUUUGCUGCAAAUUCUUACCAAACUGAAAACCUGAUUGAGAGCUGGGACUCUCAUACUAUAACAGUUACAUAACAUAUAUACUAAAUAUUUUCAUACAUAAUUUUUAGCUAAAUGAUAUUUACGAUAAUGAUAAUUACUACAGGUUAAGAAUAAAAAUGUUGUUGGAUAUGAUAAAAUCACUUUACUUAGGAAUAAUGACGGCAUUACAUUGCCUGUGAUAUGCAAACUAAUGAAUAUAAAAGUUUACUGAACAGAGAUGCUAAAUAGCUAAUAUUGUAGUUUUGUAAUGUUGAAAUGAACUAUUUAUAAAAAAAAUACAAGAAACAAAAAUUUUUCGUUAAACGAUAUUAUAAAUAAGCAAACGCUUACUUUUAUGUAUGAUUAUUUAAGUUAAAUUUAAUAAAAAUUAAACAAUAAAAGAUGUAAUAAUUGAUAACUGAAGAGUUUUUACCGUCAUAUAAGCAGGUAGAUGCUAAUGGGUAGAAUGUGACAUAUUGCUUACUGUCGCAUAUUAAGGGUAGCUAAAUACCCACGAUACAACAACAACGACGGUAAAAACACCUACAGUAUUUUCUAUACCUAUAUCGAAAAAAAAUCUUGGUAUUUCCAUUAGGGCCAAACCUGAAGCGCCAGCCCUAACACUUUUGUUGGCUUCAUAUAAUAUGUAGACGUAUAUUUUAAGAAUUUUCGAUAAAUAACAAAUAGUAAAUAGUUUUUAAUCUUUUUCUAAAAUCUGUUCUACUCAUCUCAAUGCGAGGAUCUCCCAAGUUUUAAGCUGCACUUGAAAUGAAAACUAACCCUUAUGUCAGAAAUACAUUUGACAAUUUGGAACAACACAUUUGUUGUAAAAAUCAAGUCAGUUGUGGGUAUUACCAAUAUUAAAAAGUAUUUCAAAUUGAA
Molecule: messenger RNA, 1570 nt
Organism: Bactrocera oleae (olive fruit fly)
Lineage: Eukaryota; Metazoa; Arthropoda; Insecta; Diptera; Tephritidae
Product: HIG1 domain family member 1A, mitochondrial
Biological process (GO): mitochondrial respirasome assembly
Cellular component (GO): mitochondrion
Source: RefSeq, a predicted model, not a curated record